AUGGGAUUCGUUUUAUGGAUUCAGAAGUUCUUUAUUGUUGAUCUUAUUCUUAUUAUUAUCACUUUAUCCGUAGCACUCUCAAUCCGCUACUCAUCACUUGAUACAAACGCUCCACUCAUAAUUCUUCCAAGCGAUCCGGUAAGUGUUGCAUAUGAAUCCAUAUCAUACACAAUUAUAUGUAUAACUAACUUCGUGAUAGGUCCCUUUGUUAUUUUAUUCUUCUAUAUGAGUGUCAGAUUCGAUUAUAAGAUAUUCGAUUUGUUAUACUCAUACUUUUUCGCAAUUACAUUAACUAUGCUUGUUACUUCCAUCGUUGGAAAGUCAAUACGAAGACCAAAGCCAGAUACACUCAGUUUAUGCCAAGGAGAUGGUUCGAUCCUUGCAUGUUCACAAUAUCUUUCAAAAUCACAGAUAGUUCAGCAAUUUAACUCAUUCCCAUCUUAUCAUACAGCAGAAAUUAUGGCAUCAGCCGUUUUUAUUUCGUUGCUCUUCCAUUAUAUGACAAAAUCUUUCUCUUUGUUAGGAGCAAUCUUCAUGGUUUUCCCCAUACUAUUCGCUAUAUUCGUUGCUGUUACAAGGAUUUGCGAUAGACAAGCAGAUAUAUCAGAUGUUGUUGCCGGAAUGUUCAUUGGUGGCAUGAUGGCAGUCAUUUGCUUUAAGAACUUCAAGAAGAGCAUGAAAAUUAUGUCUCAAGCAGAAAAAAGAAAAUUAACAAUAGAGCAAUCUGCUAGUACUGUUCCAAGGUAUGUGUAA
Molecule: messenger RNA, 753 nt
Organism: Trichomonas vaginalis G3
Lineage: Eukaryota; Parabasalia; Trichomonadida; Trichomonadidae
Product: phosphatidate phosphatase protein
Exons: 1
Coding region: 1-753 (250 amino acids)
Biological process (GO): phospholipid metabolic process
Molecular function (GO): phosphatidate phosphatase activity
Source: RefSeq, a predicted model, not a curated record